AUGUGUGGGCUUGUAGGAAGAUUACCACCAGAAGAAGAAUAUGGAAAUAUUGAAUAUAAAACAAGAUUAACAAAUAUAUCUGAAUCUAGAGUAAAACAUUUAAUUACACAAAUGAAAUGGAGAUUAGAAGAGGGUAAUGGUAAAGCUAUUUAUGAAAUUGGUGUGGCAGAUGAUGGUGUAAUAACUGGUCUAAAUGAUUUUGAAAUGGAAACAUCAUUACAAACAAUGAAAAUAAUGGCAGAAGAACUUUGUGUUAAAAUGACUAUUAUUAAUGAAAAAAAAGUAGAAGGAGGAAAAAAGAUGGUUGAAAUUGUUGUUGAAAAAGAAGAGUAUGAAGAUAAUUUUCAAGAAAUACGUGUAGCCAUUAUUGGAUCUGCUGAAGCAGGUAAAUCUACUUUAUGUGGUGUCUUAUCACAAGGAGAAUUAGAUGAUGGAAAAGGUAGAGCUAGAGUAAAUGUAUUUAGAUAUCUUCAUGAAUUUAAAACAGGAAGAACAUCAUCUAUUUGUUUAACUACAUUACGUUAUGAUAAUAAAGGAAAAAUGUUAGGAAAAUGUAAUCCAAAUCAUCUUAUUGAUUCUAGUUGUUCUAAAAUAGUAACAUUAAUUGAUUUAGCAGGUGAUAAAAAGUAUCUUAAAACAACUAUUUAUGGUAUAUCAGGAUAUAGACCAAAUGUUUGUUGUGUAGUAAUAAGUGGUAAAGGUCCACCAGGAAUUAUGACUAAAGAACAUCUGGGUUUUGUAAUGGCAUUAAAUAUUCCAUUUUUUGUUGUUAUUACAAAAAUAGAUUCUGUUAAUGAAGAUCAUUUAACAAAAGUUAUGGUUUCAAUAAAUAGUUUAUUAAAAACAGUUAGUGGAGAUAGAAAAACAGUUUAUGUUAAUAAUGAAGAUAUUGUUGAGGAAUAUGCAAUAUCACUUUGUAAUAGAAAAAAGAUAAUUCCAAUAAUUUCAUUAUCAUCUGUUAAUGGAAAAAAUUUAAAUAUUUUAAAAAAAUUUUUAGGAUAUUUAAAAAAUAAUAAUAUUACAAGAAUAAAAAAUGUAACUAUGAAAAAAAAAGAAAUUGAUCCAUUAUUUUAUGUUGAAGAGGUAUUUAAAGUUACGGGUGUAGGCAUUGUAGUUUGUGGAACAUUAAGUCAAGGAAUGCUAACAGAAGGUGAUCGAGUACGUAUUGGACCAACAAGUAGAGAUGGAUCAUUUGUAACAGCAACAAUAAAAAGUAUUCAUAAAAAAAAACAAGAACCAAUUAAAAAUAUUUAUGGUGGAGAGACAGCUUCAUUAGCUAUAAAUAUUGAAAAACACUUACAUGUUUCAUAUAUAAUUAAAAGAUUAUUAAUACAAAAGGGUAUGAUUCUUGUUGGAAUUGGUAAAAAUAAUGAAUUAAAAUUAUGUAGACAAUUUAUUGCUAGAUUUUUCUUGCUUUCUCAUCAUUCUAGAGGUAUCAUAUUUGUAGGAUUUCAAGGAACAAUGUAUAUUGGAUCAGUAUGUCAAACUGUAACAAUAAUUAAUAUUGAAGGAGGAGAAAAAUCGUUGAAAACAGGAAGAUGGUAUAAUGUAAAAUUUGAAUUUUAUUCUAUUCCACAAUGUAUAAAAGUUGGUGAUUCUAUUAUUUUUAGAGAAGGAAAAACAAAAGGAAUGGGAGAAAUAUUAAAAAUUUUUUGUAGUUAA
Strongyloides ratti is the source of this 1662-nucleotide messenger RNA. Its product is annotated as GTP-binding protein 2. Bases 1 to 1662 code for a protein of 553 amino acids. Gene Ontology annotation, molecular function: translation elongation factor activity; GTP binding; GTPase activity. The record is from RefSeq and is a predicted model, not a curated record. The transcript is spliced from 2 exons. Gene Ontology annotation, biological process: translational elongation. Lineage: Eukaryota; Metazoa; Nematoda; Chromadorea; Rhabditida; Strongyloididae.